Molecule: messenger RNA, 2610 nt
Organism: Schizophyllum commune H4-8
Lineage: Eukaryota; Fungi; Basidiomycota; Agaricomycetes; Agaricales; Schizophyllaceae
Exons: 15
Coding region: 1-2610 (869 amino acids)
Source: RefSeq, a predicted model, not a curated record
AUGUCCAAGGCUCCUCCCAGGUUCUCUGUCCGGAUUCCGCCAGCCAGGCGUCCUAAUCGUCCCGCACCGGCACCUUCUCAAGCACCUACUGACACCGUCCCUCCCCGGCUACAGCCCAGGUCGACACCGGCAGUUCCUUUGAUCAGCGCUGCAACGUCCGCUUCCAAUUCUUCGCGUCGCGUGCCUCCGCCUUCCUCCUCUGGCGCAGCCUCCGAGCUGGAUCGAAGCUCGUCGCCAGAACACCCGGAGGAGCCGAGGGUGGAGGAAAGCUCGGAGUUAGACAACGGCAGAGCCCGCGGUAGAAAACGUACCAUUGACGCGAUCAAUGAUGCACUAGACAGCAUGCGAGAGAGAGGGUCAAAGCGGCCCACAGUCAGCGAUCGUACUUCUCCGCUUCAUCCUUACCUCCACGCGUCACGCUACAUUCCUCGAGUCGUCCCCGCUGUCCUCUUCUACUCCUUCAAGGCUAUCAUCUACGUUGGCAUGGAGGAGUACGGGCGUACCCUCGACCUGCAUGAGGACGACGAUCCUGCGUUCAUGCCAGCAGAUUCCGAGAACGACGAAGCGACGAAAAGCUGCAUGCUCUCCGCCUACAACCACAUCAUGACGCUCCUGCCGGGCUUCGCAGAGUGUCUUCAAGAGAUGCCCGAGCACAACAUCAAGUCUCUCAUCAAGGAGAUGGAAAAGAUCAUGGGUGGCGUGCGUAGCGAUGACACGAACUUAUGCAGGUCGCUCGUCCUUGAAGCAAUUCUCAAGAAUCCGCGCGAAGACAAACUCGACCCGAUGCUCCUUCCGGAGGACGACAAGGAUCUGCGCGGGUAUAACCAUCCCCAGUUCGCUCGCCUGCUCAUCCCCCAUGCAUUCUACAAUGCUUUAGUCAACCCAGAGACGUACCAUGAGACGAAGGAAGCGAUCGAGGCACACGAACUCGAGCUCGGCAACGAGUCUCUCUCGAUGAUUUUGUGGGACCCGGAGCAGUACGACCUCGAAGACGAGGAGAAGGGCAUGAUGAGGAGUCCACUCCUUGUGCGCCUGUACCGUGCAAUAUUUUUCGGGAAGAAGCACACCUGGAAGGCUCCAAGCUCCCUACCGCCGCGGAGCUACGCCAAAGUGCACGGGCACAAGCGCGUGACUGGCCCAAGCAUUGCCUAUGUGGCCAUGCAGGCGCGGUUCGCCUGUUCGGCAGUAGCAGAAUGGCAAUUCGAAGACUCCGACAACUGGAACAUGCACGUCUUCUACAAGAACAUCGUCGAAAUCCUGGAGCAGGACGAAGAUGAUCCCGACGAGUGGGUCGAAGAGACUUUCCGCUGGUGGAAUAUUCAAAUAUACGGCAAACCCGAGGGCUUCGAAGACGACAAGCCAGUCACCCCCGAUGAGGUCAGCAUCGAGCUGAAGGGGGCUCGCGCGCGUCGCCGGGCUCGCGCAGUCAAGCGCGCUGCUGCCAAGCGUGCUUCCGCUGCCACCUUUGUACUCGCGUUGCUCUCUUAUCGUACCGGCUCUUGCGUGUGUCUCGAGCAAGAAGUCGCGCAGGAGUGGCUCCCGCUGCAUAUCAUGGCCCUCGUUGCGCCUCUUCCCGGAGCAUACGCUGUAGUAACGCUCGACCCUCACACCACCCUCAGAUUAGUCGGCGUCUCUGACGACCCGAUCGCAGAGGCAGAGUGCAGACAUAUGGUGUGCGGCAAGUACAUCGCAUGUAUCACCAAGCCCCGCAACGACUUCGACAUGUUGUUUUCCCAUUGUGCCUUCGAUAUCGACUUUGUCGUACAAGGUCUUCUUCCAGACGAUCCUGCCACGUUCUAUCACCACGCAAUGUCUGUCCCCAUUGCUCCCAACACCUUUCAUCCCACAGGGCGCCGCUCAACGAAGGCGCUUCCUCCUCUUCCCUGGAACGAUUGCUAUCACACGUUCCCUUUCCAUCUCGAGGGACGUUGCGCUGUCAUUAGGUCUAGGGACUAUCCUCAAAGCUGUAUCUCGGCUAGAGAGGCGUCCAUACUAUGUGGUUUCAUGAGGAACGACGACAACCACGUGUAUGACCAGGAGAAGGCGCGCGACAAUGGCGCCCCCCUCUCUACUUCGCCGAUCCCCGAGAUCGCCUCCGACGUUCAGUUGAUGAUCAAGUUUGCCGAUGAGCUCCCUCCAACUACGACGCCCUGGUGGCACAAGAUCGUCAAAGUGACGGCCCUUCAGGACGAGCACUUGGACUCACUCGCCGACGCUCCUCAGGGUACACGUGUAAAGGACCAGGUGGAGUUCAGUCCACCGUCUGAGGAGCUUUCCCCAUUCCUUCGGUUUACGUACGACCUGUCGAGCUUCGACAGUCCACCCCAUCCGUCGGGCUUCAUCAAGGAGCUCAAAGAGCUCAGAGGGAUAUACCAGCGCCAUUUGGAUCGCCGCCACAACGAGCUCAAUGACCAUAUCGAGCAAGCCAGGGAGAUCGACGAGGCCCAUAUGGCGGAGCUCAAGGCGAAGGGUCUUCGUGUCGAAGGCCAGCAGAAGCCGCGUGGGCGCAGUUUCCGCCGUCUCACUCGGCACUACGCUGAACUUGUUGUGGCGCGCAAUGCCCGCCUGAAUGUACCGAAUGCUGUGUUGCUGUACAUCUGCUUAUUAUAA